UGAUUGGAACAGCCACUCUACCCUGUCCAUCCCACUAACACAACCCCUUUUCUCGGGAUGCUCAGCACUUGACAGGCUAUUUUUUGCCAUGCUUCACUAAAUAAGGCCAGGCAGCGUCGGGGAACAGGCGGGCCAGUCAGGGGGGCGCAUGUCUGCCGUUCCUACCUGGGUAUAUAUGCUCUGGGACGGUGGGGGGUUACUCCGAUCACGCUGCCCUUCCAUUCUCUCCCCGAGUUUGUCCAUAUCGUUCCUGACGAUGUCCACUUUUCAACUUUUAAUUUCAAAAUCAACGUUUAUGUAUUCAUCCACUCUUCAGGUGACACUGUUGUUUUCUAAAUAUUUUUGCUUACUUUUUUUUCUCCUUCUAAAGUCUCCCUGUGAUGAGAUAGAAGCAUUCUUUUUUUUUCAUCCGUACUUUGGAGUUUGAUAGAGGCCUUUGUUGUGGUGACCUCUGGAUGUGUUGCGAUGACCUCUGGAUGUGUUGCGAUGACCUCUGGAUGUGUUGCAGUGGCGUUGUGGAAUAUGGGGGGGAAGAGUGUAAAGGACGGACAGCUGAGAGGUUAUACACUUUCUGUCAAAGACUUCAUCUCUCCGACAUGCCGCUGAGGCAAAAUAAGCAGCAGCUCCCAUGACCCUCCUCUCCUCUUCUCUUCUCUCUGCAUCCCUAAACUCUCCAUCGCUGAUUCAGCUACCAGGGAACAGCCGGACACUUCCCUGCAGCAGCCACACUGCACGGCCACCACCCCACCAGCCGGAGACUUCCCUGCAGCAGCCACACUGCACGGCCACCACCCCACCAGCCGGAGACUUCCCUGCAGCAACCACACUGCACGGCCACCACCCCACCAGCCGGACACUUCCCUGCAGCAGCCACACUGCACGGCCACCACCCCACCAGCCGGAGACUUCCUGCAGCAGCCACACUGCAUGGCCACCACCCCACCCCACCAGAUCACCCUCACACCGGACUCUGAAGCUGGCCCACCUCACCUCUUCUGGCUGUACUGAAGGACCUCACACCAAAAAUGCUUUGCUAAAGCUGGUAAAAUGGAACCAAAUCAACUGUUCAAUGGAUUUGGUCCCCUUCAACCAGCUGUAGCUGUGCAUUGAUCACUCCAAACCACUGAGGAGAGAGACAAAGAAUGGCUGGCAGACACACCAAGACUGACUCACUGACCAGAGAACAGCGCUCACCAGAGGGCAGCUG
Molecule: messenger RNA, 1207 nt
Organism: Coregonus clupeaformis (lake whitefish)
Lineage: Eukaryota; Metazoa; Chordata; Actinopteri; Salmoniformes; Salmonidae
Product: protein TRACHEARY ELEMENT DIFFERENTIATION-RELATED 7A-like
Exons: 3
Coding region: 629-1099 (156 amino acids)
Source: RefSeq, a predicted model, not a curated record